AUGUCUCCGUCCACAGGAAUCCAACCCAAAGUCGAGGAAGACGGGCUUGCCCAUGGCACAAUUGAGGAUGUCCCAGUCAACAAAAUUACCAGCUUCAAUGGCAAGCUACAGAAGUUCCUGCAUAGCGGGACCACAGCGCCUUCAGUCCCAAGUACCUCGAGCACUACUACAUCGCAACGUCGCAUAAACCCCGAGGCCGAAUAUAAACGAAACAUCACCGAAGACCAAGCAGAAGCCAUUAUCUCCAGCCCAAGGCGCAAGAGAGCAGCCCCACAGACGACAGUGUCAGAAACCAUAACCACGCGCCCACGCACCACCCGCUCACAGUCAACCUUAACGACAACGUCUGCAUCCCCAAUCCCACCUCCUCGAACCCCAACCAAACGCAAGCGCAGCGCAACCCCCAGACUCCCACCAACGCCCCCAAUUGCCGGGCCUUCAGCUACAGAAUCCCUUCUCCGCGACACAAUCCCGCCAAACCUGAUCCUCCUCCUCGUAGGCGUGAACCCAGGAAUAAUGACAGGCAUAACAGGGUACGCCUACGCGCACCCAUCAAACCUAUUCUGGAAACUCCUCUACUCAUCCGGUAUAACAAGUAUCCGCCACAUACCUGCGGACACAUACAAGCUUCCUGCGCUGUACAGCGUGGGCAACACGAAUAUUGUGGAGCGGCCGACGCGGGAUGCGAGUAUGCUCAGUCGCGCGGAGAUGGACGCCGGUGUGCCGGUGCUCGAGGCUAAGGUUGCGGCGCAGAGGCCGGAGGCUGUCUGUCUUGUUGGGAAGAGUAUUUGGGAGGCUGUUUGGAGGGUUAGACAUGGGAGGGGGAUUCGGAAGGAGGAGUUUCGGUAUGGGUGGCAGGGGGAGGAGGAGAAUAUGGGGCGCUGUGAUGGUUGGGAUGGUGCGCCGGUUUUCGUCGCUACGACGACUAGUGGGCUUGCGGCGGGGAUGAAGCCGGCGGAGAAGGAAGCUGUUUGGGGGGAGUUGGGGAAGUGGGUUGUUAGGAGGAGGGGGGAAAGGGGGUUAGAUCCUGUGGUAGUUGAGGAUGAGGUGGUAGUCAAGGACGAGGUAGUGGUUAAAGAUGAGGUGUGA
This is a messenger RNA of Penicillium vulpinum, 1089 nucleotides long. RefSeq names its product mismatch-specific DNA-glycosylase. The record is from RefSeq and is a predicted model, not a curated record. Gene Ontology annotation, molecular function: mismatch base pair DNA N-glycosylase activity. NCBI's taxonomy places the organism in Eukaryota, Fungi, Ascomycota, Eurotiomycetes, Eurotiales, Aspergillaceae. Gene Ontology annotation, biological process: base-excision repair, AP site formation. The transcript has a single exon. The coding region runs from base 1 to 1089 and encodes 362 amino acids.